AUGCAGCUUGUGAGUAGUUUGGUGUCUUUUAUGCUGGUGCUCUAUAGUGUUCAAGCAGCAGCUGUUCUUCCUGUGGAGGAGAGAAGCCCCACACACACCAGGGAGUUGAGUAAGGAGCGUAAAGAGCUGAUUCUAAGGCUGAUUUCAGGCUUGCUGGAUGGAACAGACAACAGUGUGUUGGCUGGAGACAUGACCCCCCCAGACCUGGAGGAGCCCCUGGAGUCCCGUCUGGAGGAGAGAGCUGUCUACAACAGGUUAUCACAGCUGCCUCAGCGAGACCGCAAAGCUCCCUGUAAAAAUUUCUUCUGGAAGACCUUCACAUCAUGCUAA
Chanos chanos (milkfish) is the source of this 330-nucleotide messenger RNA. It is a transcript of the gene sst6.1, whose product is annotated as somatostatin family member 6.1. The record is from RefSeq and is a predicted model, not a curated record. Gene Ontology annotation, biological process: regulation of cell migration; adenylate cyclase-inhibiting G protein-coupled receptor signaling pathway. Bases 1 to 330 code for a protein of 109 amino acids. Gene Ontology annotation, molecular function: neuropeptide hormone activity; G protein-coupled receptor binding. The transcript is spliced from 2 exons. Gene Ontology annotation, cellular component: extracellular region. Lineage: Eukaryota; Metazoa; Chordata; Actinopteri; Gonorynchiformes; Chanidae.